AUGUCAGAGACCUCGAACACACGACCAUUAAAUAACAUGGCAAUACAAGACAUAUUGACGGAAGAGUCUCCUCCUCCAUAUACACCAAGUCCCAAUGCGGGAGAACAGUCUGUUGCGUUUGGCCCUUCACGGCCGUGGGCAGAAGGCACAUAUCAACAACCUACAUAUCGACCUCCGCAUCCACAAGGAAUGAGGCCCCCGCAACCUAUGUAUUAUAACCAACCCACACAAACAACAUAUACAGUCGUCUCGUCCUCGGGAUAUCCAAAUACUCAUACGCUUACAUAUCCCCAUGGACAUUAUUGUUAUAAGUGCAAGAACACAGGAUUUAAAAAACCUGGAAAAGCAUGUAGAGAUUGCUGGUCUAGAUUUAGCACUCCUGCAGCGGUAAGUCAUUAUCCAGCACAAAGUUAUGCCCGUCCGGCAAUCACUCAAGCGGCUCCCGGAGCAGGAGCAGGCAGAGGAUAUAUUCAAUAUUCUCAGCCUGGCAAUCCCCAACUGGGUGGAAGACUAUGUCCGGUGUGUAGAGGUCCAGGUAACAUAAAAAUGCCGCUAUUCGGAACGCAAUUAUGUCCAGCGUGCAAAGGUGUUGGAAGAGUUUAUAGUGUCUAUUGA
This is a messenger RNA of Paraglomus occultum, 615 nucleotides long. The record is from the annotation of a GenBank genome assembly. Lineage: Eukaryota; Fungi; Glomeromycota; Glomeromycetes; Paraglomerales; Paraglomeraceae.